Molecule: messenger RNA, 345 nt
Organism: Cylindrotheca closterium
Lineage: Eukaryota; Bacillariophyta; Bacillariophyceae; Bacillariales; Bacillariaceae
Source: the annotation of a GenBank genome assembly
AUGCAUGGCAACGCUGGGGGUCAGAUUCGGUGGUAUGGGUUGUUGGAGGGGUCGGAAGUCCACAAAGCGGUGUUCUUGGAUGAGAAGGGAGAGGAGAUGGAUGGAUGGGCACACGUGGAAGAGGGUUGCAAGGCUGUCCUUACCAUGCGGAGAAUUGACGGCAAGAAAAACCGGGGAUGGGAGUUUGGUGGCUGCCCAGGCCUCGCGGUCGCGUUUGGUCAUGGAUGGGGUAGACGGACGACCUUGGACGGAGACUUCAAGGAGCUCUCCAAAUUUUUCUUGCUCUGCGUCAGUGAAUUGGUAGUACUGGGAAUUGGGAGGCAGGGCGGACCGGUGGUGUGCUGA